Molecule: messenger RNA, 3167 nt
Organism: Motacilla alba alba
Lineage: Eukaryota; Metazoa; Chordata; Aves; Passeriformes; Motacillidae
Gene: ST8SIA4
Product: ST8 alpha-N-acetyl-neuraminide alpha-2,8-sialyltransferase 4
Exons: 5
Coding region: 34-1113 (359 amino acids)
Biological process (GO): oligosaccharide metabolic process; N-glycan processing
Molecular function (GO): alpha-N-acetylneuraminate alpha-2,8-sialyltransferase activity
Source: RefSeq, a predicted model, not a curated record
AAAGGGGGAGGGGGCCCGCGUUUCGCAGAAGACAUGCGUUCCGGCAGGAAGAGGUGGACUGUGUGCACCAUAAGUCUUCUCCUCAUCUUCUAUAAGACGAAGGAAAUAACACGGACCGAGGAGCGCCAGGAGGCAGCUUUCGCCGGAGAUGGUAUACUGAGUUUGAGUCGAUCAAUGAUCAAUAGCUCCGAUAAGAUAAUUCAAAAGGGUGGCUCCUCAAUUUUCCAACACGCUGCAGAAGGUUGGAAAAUCAAUUCUUCUUUGGUAAUGGAAAUAAGGAAGAAUAUUCUUCAGUUCUUGGAUGCUGAAAGAGAUGUUUCAGUGGUCAAAAGCAGCUUCAAGCCCGGAGAUGUAAUUCAUUAUGUACUGGACAGACGUCGCACUCUAAACAUUUCUCAGGAUUUGCACAGCCUUCUCCCUGAAGUUUCCCCAAUGAAAAAUCGCCGAUUUAAAACCUGUGCAGUUGUUGGGAAUUCUGGCGUCCUUCUGAAGAGUGGUUGUGGAAAAGAGAUUGACAGCCAUGACUUUGUAAUAAGGUGCAAUCUAGCUCCUGUGGUGGAGUAUGCUGCCGAUGUGGGAACUAAAUCUGAUUUUAUUACCAUGAACCCAUCAGUUGUACAAAGAGCAUUUGGAGGCUUUCGGAAUGAGAGUGACAGAGAAAAAUUUGUGCAUAGACUAUCCAUGCUGAAUGACAGUGUCCUUUGGAUCCCAGCUUUCAUGGUCAAAGGUGGAGAGAAGCAUGUGGAGUGGGUUAAUGCAUUAAUCCUUAAGAAUAAAUUGAAAGUGAGAACUGCCUAUCCAUCACUGAGACUUAUUCAUGCUGUCAGAGGCUAUUGGCUGACAAACAAGGUGCACAUUAAACGACCCAGCACUGGUCUUCUCAUGUAUACACUUGCCACCAGAUUUUGUGAUGAAAUUCACCUGUACGGAUUUUGGCCAUUCCCAAAGGAUUUACAUGGAAAACCAGUCAAGUAUCACUAUUAUGAUGAUCUGAAGUAUCGAUACUUUUCUAAUGCCAGUCCUCAUAGGAUGCCAUUAGAGUUUAAAACAUUGUAUGUGUUACAUAAUAGAGGAGCACUUAAAUUAACAACUGGGAAAUGCAUACAGCAAUAAAGCACAAGUAUUGUACAAUAAAUACAGAAUACACUCCUUAUCAUAAAGAUGUUGUGAAAUGGCAGUGGGACCACAGUGGGGAUUUGUUUCAAUACCCCCUAAGUCAUUGGAAGAACGUGUUAUAUCAGAAGUACAUAACCAGCUAUUAUACCUGUAAAGUGCUAUAUAACUAAGCUAUCUUUACUGCAAGGGUUCAAGUGCCACUUUCACUAAGAACAAAGCUUGAAUGUAUGCUCAGUAGUGUUUACAGGAUGCAGUGACACAUUCAUCACGAAUUAAAGAAGAAAAAGAGCCUGCCAAUUUGCAGCUGUGGUCAGACAGCCCACACAAGAAUACCCAGUGGAUGGAAUAUUUACUUGAGUAAAUAAAUCAGGCUUUGGCAGAAAAUAUCACGAUGGAUUUGAGUAGAGAAAGUGAAGUCAGUAAGAUCAAAAAAAAUCAGUAAAUGCCUUCAGUCAGAGAACUGUUUCUGAUACUGUAUUAUAACCUCAGCUUUUGUUGCUGUUUUUCGUAUUGCCGUUGAUUGGGUUUUGUUGCUUUUAAGUUUUGGAGCACUUACAAGAUUUCAAGAAUGUUAUGAGUAAUUACAUUUUUUAUCUUAUGGAAUUGUUGUAAUGAAAAAAGAUUUGUAAGCAUGAGAGGGUGGAAUGGAACAUCAAAUAUUUUAUCAAGUGUUAUUGUGUUGCAUCCUGCUGUCACACAGUCCUUAACAUCCCAAUUGUUUUUCUAGCUACUAUUGUCAGUACCCAUUACAUGAAACCACACAGAAACCAUUUUGAUCUGACUUACAAGUUUUUCUCUCCUGUACAGAUUUGAAGAUAUUCAAGAAGGUGACCUUGUUUUCAGUGCCAAAGAUUACUUUUAUACACAUUUUUCCCUUAUCUUGGAGAAAUGGUGUGGAUUUAUCUUUCUUUGCUGUUUAAAGGAACAUAUUCUUUGUUAUUUAUAUUUUUAAGCAUCUCAAAUCAAAGCCUCUUUAUAGACUUCACAUAUAGAAUUCUUCAGAAAAAUCUGCAGGAGUAAAGAAAUUACUUCAUGCAUUCAAAUAUAUAUGUAUGUGUAUGUGUAUAUAUACACACACACGUAUAUAUAUAUGUAUGUGUAUAGUUUUAUUCUUGGUGGAAAGAAAAAGUCUAAAGAAACUCAGGUGACAGUGGAACUAAAGGGAAAAAAAUACAGUUCUUUUAAACUUCUAAUGCUGUUAAAUUAUCUCUUUAUUUAAUAUACCUCUUGUAUAAUCUAGAUGUUCUAAUGUGUAACUGACUGAAAUAACACAUUAUCUCACAGUUGGUUUUUUGAUCAUCAGUCUUGUUUAUAAAAAAAAAAAAAAAAAGUUCUUUCACUUCCUUCUUUCCAAAAAAAAGAAAACAAGAAAUUACAGGAGCAAAGGAGAGUGUGGAGUGUCAGUACAGCGUACAUUAGGAAGCAAAAUUUGUCAUUCUGUGAUGUAUUUUAGUGUUAAAGGAGCACAUAAAUAGGUAACAUCAUGGUUUCGUAUCUUGCCUGUUAUGCUUGGCUAAGGAGUAGGCAUGCAGAUAUAAUGUAUGGAUAUUUUCUUGUUACAUUUUCAGAGCUACAUCAGGUCCUGAUCUCCAAUUAUAUUCAGUGUAUCUACUGAUUUUUUAAUCAGUUGAACAAUUUAAUAUGUUUUAUCACUCUCACAAACAUUUACUAGCUGACAAUGCUCUUUAUUACCUAUUUUCUUCUCUUAAAUUCAUUAUUUCAUCGUGCAUGAUUUGAGAUCUGGGAUUAUUGGUAGCUAAAUCAGUGCCUUGCAUUCAAAUAUUACAGGAAGUAGAAAGUCAGUUCUGUUAUAUGUAAGAUAGAGUAACAUCUUUCUUAUUCACAAGACUCUUGUACUUAGGACAGUUCACUUUGGCCCACAUGCUAAUGUGCAAUAAGUGGUCCUAACAUUAAACUCACUGAAACCAAGACAUCAAGAGGAAGUAAACAGCCAUGCAGACUGGAAUGUGUUUCAUUUGAUGUUUAUAAACCAGAGGGUGCUAUUUGUUCACUAUGUACACGUUCAUUUUAAUACAAGGUUAUUUCUUCAA